Zychaea mexicana is the source of this 1873-nucleotide messenger RNA. RefSeq lists its product as uncharacterized. Lineage: Eukaryota; Fungi; Mucoromycota; Mucoromycetes; Mucorales; Lichtheimiaceae. Gene Ontology annotation, molecular function: zinc ion binding; nucleic acid binding. The record is from RefSeq and is a predicted model, not a curated record. The transcript has a single exon. The coding region runs from base 201 to 1616 and encodes 471 amino acids.
CUACUCCACAUCAGCAAGAAUGGACUCCUCCAGUGUCACCAUGGAGUGCAGACAGCAAACGAAGCGGCAGCUUUACCAACACUUCGCCAUCGUUUCCAUCGUCUUCACCAUCCGACAUCAUCCCCUCCGAGAAUAGUAGCAGCACUUGGGAAGAGCGCUUUGCCAGCAUCCUCAGAGUAGUCGACGAUGACAAUGCCAACAUGGCCGCAAUCGCAUCCCAGCCGCAACAACAACAACAACAGUUUGUCAAAGACAACACAUGGCCACUUUCGCCUCCCCCAAUACCUCCUCCUCCAACUUCAACAACGACAGCAGCGAUUGACUGUGGUUUAAAACGUCACUCUAGCUACAAUGAUGUCCAUCCACGCAACCUGUGGAACAAUAGUAAUGCCAGCAUGAUCAGCAUUAGCAACCACAAGAACGCUAGUAUCACUGGCAACGUUAGUAACGGCGAUGGCGCGAAAACAGAUACUGCAGGGAGCGGCGGCAGCAGCAGCAGUGUUGGCAUGGGCCUUUUAGUCGCCAACACGCAGCUUUUGCAGAACAUGGUGCAGAUGGGGCACUUGGGGUGCCGCCAUUGCGGUGCUGGAACCCACUCGACUCCAAGAGACUGCCCGUAUGUACCGAUCAUGAGCUAUCAAGAUGCAUGGCUCCAGUUGCUGCAAGCCGGGCAUCGGUGCGAUACUGCUUUGUUUAUGGAAGCCAUUGAUGUGUAUUCAAAAGCGCGGCCCAACGAGACACUGCCUAGCAUUGCUCGACGUUUGCACGACGCAGGGUCAGCUCUUCAACUCGUCGCACUAGACAAUAACCUGCUUCCAAGUACGACCAUUCUUGUUGACUUACAAGGCAUGAUGCGUCGCAAAUACACCGCUGUGGCCAUGGUGGCUCCCUUUUCACCUGUGACUCCAAGCAACUACAACUUUUCAGCAGCACCGGUAGGAAGCAAGGAUGAAUAUUGGAACCACCAUCAGCAGCAACAUCGCUACUAUGGCAGUGGCGGUUUCCAAUGCAAGAACAACAAGCCUGGAAUGCCAGAAUCAGCUGAGCAAAACAUGGCAAGGCUCGCAGAAGCUGGCUUUGCUCGAGACCUCACAGAGAUAGCUUGCUGCACGUUAUGCAAACAAUCGGGUCAUUGGGCGAAAGAUUGUGCUGCACGUACAACAAAACCAACAACGACGACAACAACAACAACAUACCAUCCUCCUCCUCCGUCACAAGAUUUAUUGUCGUCGUCGUUUCAUCAUCAUCACCAUCAUCAUCAUCAGCAACAGCAACAACGGCCUUUUUCACGACGCCAUCAAUCAGCCGGCAAUAUUUUCAACUCAGUGAUGAAUACAUUGGGGCCAGCUAGUAAAGAUACUCCACCAAUUCGUGAGCGACGAUUUAACUCCUUUGUGUCGGAUAAUACCUCCAUCUUUGACACGAUGACGACAACAUCAGCUGUUCCUCCUCCUCUAUCAAAAAACACAGCAACUGCUUCUACUAAUGAUGGUGCAGCAGCUGUGCGAUCUACCACAACAAGAAAACAGUUUGAUUUUGUAAAUGGCAAUGCCCCGGAUUCAGGUCGUCGACUUUAUUACAACUUAACUGAAUAUGUGCUUGUUGAUGGUAUUUAGCCCUUUAUAUUAGUUAUUUGAAAUCACGUAAAUAUGCAGUACCGCAUGUCGUAGUACCUGUCGUAGUAGUGCGCUGUUGUUAUAUAACAAUACGUACAUCUUCUUCUUCAUCAGAGCCAUCGUAUUACAAUGGCAUUUGCUUUUCUUAUUCACCAUAUUACAUUUGUUUUAUCAAAAGUCACUGUUUUUUGUUCUAUAUGAUACUUUUGUCGCUCCUCCCCGAUAUAUAUAUGAUAUAUAUAGCUUUUCUAAAUACU